Molecule: messenger RNA, 379 nt
Organism: Staurois parvus
Lineage: Eukaryota; Metazoa; Chordata; Amphibia; Anura; Ranidae
Source: the annotation of a GenBank genome assembly
UCCCUCAGUUCCACGGUGUGUCCCCCACAGCCUGUUUCGCCGGCCGUCCUGUAUUCCAGUAGGCCGGUAUCUUCAGUGUGGGCACCCAGCUGUGAUGGCUUGCACCUUCACAGCCGGGUACCCACUGCGCAUGCGCGAGUAGCGCUGCGCUUCAUAAAUGGUCCUGUAGUCUUCUGGGACCUGUCACUUGUCCCAAAUGACUACACGCAGGGAGGACACCUUCCAUUUCCGUUCGCCUAGGUGAUCGGACCGGAAGUGGGAGCAGAUACCUGUCAAAUUUGGGUACCCGUUCCCCCCCGCCCCCCAAAGGUGCCAAUCCUUAAUGGGGAGCGGGGGAGCAGUACUUAAAGCGGAACUUCCCUUUUGGGUGGAGCUCCGC